This is a messenger RNA of Planococcus citri (citrus mealybug), 2768 nucleotides long. It is a transcript of the gene Ssrp, whose product is annotated as structure specific recognition protein. Gene Ontology annotation, biological process: regulation of chromatin organization. Bases 148 to 2436 code for a protein of 762 amino acids. Gene Ontology annotation, molecular function: DNA binding; histone binding; nucleosome binding. Gene Ontology annotation, cellular component: FACT complex; nucleus. NCBI's taxonomy places the organism in Eukaryota, Metazoa, Arthropoda, Insecta, Hemiptera, Pseudococcidae. The record is from RefSeq and is a predicted model, not a curated record. The transcript has 13 exons.
CCAAUGUUCCAUUCUCCGUUUAUUGUUGAAUAAUUUUUUCACAUUUUUCUUUUUCAAUUUCUCAUUUUAUCGUGCGCGUUUUUAUUAAACAGUUCUUGUUAUAAUUCACAUUAUUUUCAUGUUAUUGUGCUACUCAUUAGCUUAAAUAUGGGAUCCAUGGACCUAGAGUUCCAUGAUGUAAAUCUAGAAGCUAAAGGCGGCUUGUGGACUGGUCGUUUAAAAUUCACCGAACAAAACAUCGUAUUCAAGAACUCGAAAACUGGCAAAGUUGAACAGCUUUCCGUCGGUGAUAUCGAACUUGUUAAUUGGUUGAAGCUAGUUGGCGCCUACGGAAUUAGGUUAUUCUUAAAAAAUGGAUCCCUUUAUCGUUUCUUAGGCUUCAAAGAUGCUGAACGAGAUAAAAUUUCGAAAUUAUUCCGUCAAACUUACAAGUUGGAUAUGCACGAAAAAGAAUUAUCCGUAAAAGGAUGGAAUUGGGGUGUAGCGAAAUUCGAUGGGUCCGUUCUGGAUUUCACGAUAAACAAUAUAACAGCGUUUGAGAUACCUCUGACGAACGUUAGUCAAUGCACGACUGGCAAAAAUGAGGUCACAUUGGAAUUCCAUCAAAACGAUGACGCUCCGGUCAGUUUGAUGGAAAUGCGUUUCCACAUUCCAUCUUCGGAAUUGGCUGGCGCUGCGGAUCCGGUUGAAGCUUUCCAUUCGCAGGUUAUGAAACAAGCCAGCGUUAUUUCUGUGUCCGGCGAUGCGAUUGCCAUCUUUAGAGAAAUUCAUAUUCUUACUCCGAGAGGUCGAUACGAUAUCAAAAUUUAUCCCACAUUUUUCCAACUUCACGGUAAAACCUUCGAUUACAAAGUUCCUAUGCCAACAGUUAUCAGAUUAUUCCUUUUACCGCAUAAAGAUGGCCGUCAACAUUUUCUAGUUAUCAGUUUGGACCCUCCAAUUAAACAAGGUCAAACGCGAUACCAUUAUUUAGUUUUGUUAUUCAAUCAAGAUGACGACAUCUCUAUAGAAUUACCGUUCUCUGAGGAAGAAAUUCAAACUAAAUACGAAGGCAGAAUCACUAAAGAAUUAUCCGGUCCAACUUACGAAGUAUUGGGCAAAAUUAUGAAAGUUUUAGUCAACAGAAAAAUUACUACUCCCGGCGGAUUCAAAGGACAUUCCGGAACUGCGGCGAUUUCAUGUUCGUAUAAAGCUGCGGCUGGUUAUAUUUAUCCAUUAGACAGAGGAUUCAUUUAUAUUCAUAAGCCACCGAUUCACAUACGGUUUGAAGAAAUUGCCAGUGUAAAUUUUGCUCGAAGUGGAGGCAGCACGAGGUCUUUUGACUUCGAAAUCGAGUUAAAGAACGGAGUCGUCAACACGUUCAGCAGUAUUGAAAAGGAAGAAUACGGCAAAUUAUACGAUUUUAUCAACGCGAAAAAUCUACGAGUGAAAAAUCGAGGAAAAUCGGACAGCGGCUAUGCAGCUGAAGAUUUUGGUGACUCGGAUCAAGAAGCUGCUCCUGAUGCUUACCUCGCUCGUGUAAAAAGAGAAGGGAAAGAGAAAGAUGAUGACGAUGACGACGAUGAUGAAAGCACUGAUGAAGAUUUCAAACCGCCUCAAGAAGAGAGCGAGAUCGAUGACGAGUACGACAGCAAUGUCGCGUCAUCCGAGUCCGGUUCUGGUUCCGAUACCGAGAAGAAAUCGAAACCUAAGAAAGAGAAAAAAGAGAAACCCAAGAAAGCUGCGAAAUCUGAGUCUGAUAAACCGAGAAAGAAGAAGCGUAAAGACAAAGAUGAUAAUAAACCUAAACGUCCACCGACAGCUUACAUGGUAUGGUUCAACGAAACCAGAGAGAAGAUUAAAUCAGACAAUCCUGGUAUUUCGUUCACCGACAUUGCAAAGAAAGGAGGUGAAAUGUGGAAGAAACUGACUUCGGAUGAUAAACAACCUUUUGAAAGAAAAGCUAAUAAGCUUAAAGACGAGUACAACGAAGCGAUGAAAGCUUACAAAGAGAGUGGUGGCGCUGCUGCCAGCAGUAGCAGUAGCAGUCGUGAAAAAUCCGAUAAGCAUGAAUCCAAGAAAUCAAAAUCGAAAGUUAGCGUAUCUCCCUCGAAAGCUGGCACCGGUACGAAGUAUAAAUCUUCUGAAUUCAUCGAAGACGAUAGCAGCUCGUCAGACAGUGGAAACGAAAAGAAAAAGCCUAAGAUCGAGUCAUCUCGUAAAAACGAAAAAGAAUCUAAGAAGAAGAACGAAAGCGAAUCCGAAAGUGCUUCGGCUUCGGCAUCGGCAUCUGAAAGUGAAAGCGAAGAAGAGAAAAGUUCCAAGAAAGAUAAACGUCGCAGGGAAUCUUCAGAUGAAGAAAAAACUACGAAGAAAAAGAAAAAUGAGAGCGAAAGCGAAGAAGACGAAGAUGAAGACUCGGCUGAAAGUACACCAGCCAGCGAUGAAGAUGAUUAGGCUUUUUUAUGUUUACUUAUAAGUACUUUUGUAUCAUUUUGGAACCGUAAAAGUUUUUACUACUUUAUUUCAAUUUUGUACAACAGAAAGUUGAAUUUCAGAAGAAAUAUUGUCUGUUUUUUUGUAUUAAAAAAAAAAACAAAACAAAAAGUUCAGAUUUUAAUGACGUACGCCUUAAUCCUUCUGAUGCAGAGGAUCUAGAAGGAUGUAUUAGCUGUAUCUGUGUGUUAUUUCAUCGUCGUAAAUUAUUUUAAUGUACUCGUAUUUUUAAUGUUUGUUACUAAAUGUUAAGAGAAGCAGAAAUACAUUGCUCCUUUUUUUACGAUCAACAA